This is a messenger RNA of Lemur catta (Ring-tailed lemur), 4752 nucleotides long. RefSeq names its product inositol polyphosphate phosphatase like 1 (gene INPPL1). The record is from RefSeq and is a predicted model, not a curated record. Bases 219 to 4010 code for a protein of 1263 amino acids. NCBI's taxonomy places the organism in Eukaryota, Metazoa, Chordata, Mammalia, Primates, Lemuridae. Gene Ontology annotation, biological process: phosphatidylinositol dephosphorylation. The transcript is spliced from 28 exons. Gene Ontology annotation, molecular function: protein binding; phosphatase activity.
CUUUCUCUUCAAGUUGAGGCCGGCGCUGCAGGCGGCGGCGGCUGCGCGGCGAACCAGGCGGCCUGCACGGCGGAGCGCGGAGCCGCGAUUCCCGGCUCUGUCCAGCCCGCGGAUCCUCAGGCCCGGGUCUCGGGCCGGGCCCCAGCGUCAGCCCCGAGCGUCCCGGGGCCGAUGGCGUGGGGCGGCGGGUGCGGGCGGCGCUGAGCCCUGCGCGGGCCAUGGCCUCGGCGUGCGGGGCGCCGGCCCCGGGGGCAGCUGGGCUCGGGGUCGCGCUGGGCAGCCCGGCCCCCGCCUGGUACCACCGUGACCUGAGCCGUGCUGCCGCGGAGGAGCUGCUGGCCCGGGCUGGCCGCGAUGGCAGCUUCCUGGUCCGAGACAGUGAGAGCGUGGCGGGGGCCUUCGCACUCUGCGUCCUGUAUCAGAAGCAUGUGCACACAUACCGAAUUCUGCCUGAUGGAGAAGACUUCUUGGCUGUGCAGACCUCACAGGGUGUGCCAGUGCGCCGCUUCCAGACCCUGGGCGAGCUCAUCGGCUUAUACACCCAGCCCAACCAGGGCCUCGUGUGCGCCCUGCUGCUGCCUGUAGAGGGGGAGCGAGAGCCAGACCUGCCAGACGACCGCGAUGCCUCAGAUGGGGAGGAUGAGAAACCCCCACUGCCUCCACGCUCUGGCUCCACCAGCAUUUCUGCCCCAGCGAGGCCCAGCAGCCCCCCGCCAGCCUCUGAGACUCCUACAACUCCAGCAGCUGAGAGUGCUCCCAAUGGGCUGAGCACCGUCUCACACGAGUACCUGAAGGGUAGCUACGGGCUGGACCUGGAGGCUGUGCGGGGCGGAGCCAGCAACCUGCCCCACCUCACCCGCACCCUCGCCACCUCCUGCCGGAGGCUGCACAGUGAGGUAGAUAAGGUCCUGUCAGGCCUGGAGAUCCUGUCCAAGGUAUUUGACCAGCAGAGCUCGCCCAUGGUGACCCGCCUAUUGCAGCAGCAGAACCUGCCACAGACUGGGGAGCAGGAACUAGAGAGCCUGGUGCUGAAGCUGUCAGUGCUAAAGGACUUCCUCUCUGGCAUCCAGAAGAAGGCCCUGAAGGCCCUACAGGACAUGAGCUCCACCGCACCCCCGGCUCCACUGCAGCCAUCCAUACGUAAGGCCAAGACCAUCCCUGUGCAGGCCUUUGAGGUGAAGCUGGAUGUGACCCUAGGUGACCUGACCAAGAUUGGCAAGUCACAGAAGUUCACGCUGAGCGUGGACGUGGAGGGUGGGCGGCUGGUGCUGCUGCGGAGACAGCGGGACUCUCAGGAGGACUGGACAACCUUCACGCAUGACCGCAUCCGCCAGCUCAUCAAGUCCCAGCGUGUCCAGAACAAGCUGGGCGUCGUGUUUGAGAAGGAGAAGGACCGGACCCAGCGCAAGGACUUCAUCUUCGUCAGUGCGCGGAAGCGGGAGGCCUUCUGCCAGCUGCUGCAGCUCAUGAAGAACAAGCAUUCUAAGCAGGACGAGCCCGACAUGAUCUCUGUCUUCAUAGGCACCUGGAACAUGGGAAGUGUGCCGCCUCCGAAAAAUGUGACAUCCUGGUUCACAUCCAAGGGUCUGGGGAAGACCCUGGACGAGGUCACUGUGACCAUACCCCAUGACAUCUAUGUCUUUGGGACCCAGGAGAACUCAGUGGGCGACCGUGAGUGGCUGGACCUGCUGCGCGGGGGCCUCAAGGAGCUCACGGAUCUGGAUUACCGUCCGAUUGCCAUGCAGUCACUGUGGAACAUCAAGGUGGCUGUGCUGGUCAAGCCAGAGCACGAGAACCGCAUCAGCCAUGUCAGUACGUCCAGUGUGAAGACUGGCAUUGCCAACACCCUGGGGAACAAGGGAGCUGUGGGCGUCUCCUUCAUGUUCAAUGGCACCUCAUUUGGCUUUGUGAAUUGUCAUCUCACCUCGGGAAAUGAGAAGACCGCUCGGCGGAACCAGAACUACCUGGACAUUCUGCGGCUGCUCUCGCUGGGCGACCGGCAGCUCAGUGCCUUUGACAUCUCCCUGCGCUUCACUCACCUCUUCUGGUUUGGGGACCUCAACUACCGCCUGGACAUGGAUAUCCAGGAGAUCCUGAACUACAUCAGUAGGAAGGAGUUUGAGCCCCUGCUCAGGGUGGACCAGCUCAACUUGGAGCGGGAGAAGCACAAGGUCUUCCUUCGAUUCAGUGAGGAGGAGAUCUCCUUCCCACCCACCUACCGCUAUGAGCGGGGUUCCCGGGACACAUAUGCCUGGCACAAGCAGAAGCCAACUGGGGUCCGGACCAACGUGCCUUCAUGGUGUGACCGGAUUCUGUGGAAAUCCUACCCUGAAACUCACAUCAUCUGUAAUUCCUAUGGUUGCACUGAUGACAUCGUCACCAGCGACCACUCCCCUGUAUUUGGGACAUUUGAGGUUGGAGUUACCUCUCAGUUCAUCUCCAAGAAAGGGCUCUCAAAGACUUCGGACCAGGCCUACAUUGAGUUUGAGAGCAUCGAGGCCAUUGUGAAGACAGCCAGCCGCACCAAGUUCUUCAUUGAGUUCUACUCCACCUGCCUGGAGGAGUAUAAGAAGAGCUUCGAGAAUGAUGCACAGAGCAGUGACAACAUCAACUUCCUCAAAGUGCAGUGGUCUUCCCGCCAGCUGCCCACGCUCAAGCCAAUUCUGGCUGACAUCGAGUACCUGCAGGACCAGCACCUCCUGCUCACAGUCAAGUCCAUGGAUGGCUACGAAUCCUAUGGGGAGUGUGUGGUUGCACUUAAGUCCAUGAUUGGCAGCACAGCCCAGCAGUUCCUGACCUUCCUGUCCCACCGAGGCGAGGAGACAGGCAACAUCCGUGGCUCCAUGAAGGUGCGGGUGCCCACGGAGCGCUUGGGCACCCGUGAGCGGCUCUACGAGUGGAUCAGCAUUGACAAGGAUGAGGCAGGAGCAAAGAGCAAAGCCCCCUCUGUGUCCCGAGGCAGCCAAGAGCCCAGGUCAGGGAGCCGUAAGCCAGCCUCCACAGAGGCCUCCUGCCCACUGUCCAAGUUAUUCGAAGAACCAGAGAAACCGCCACCAACUGGGAGGCCCCCAGCCCCACCCCGAGCACCCCGGGAGGAGCCCUUGACCCCCAGGUUGAAGCCAGAGGGGGCUCCUGAACCGGAAGGGGUGGCACCCCCCCCACCCAAGAACAGCUUCAAUAACCCUGCCUACUACGUCCUUGAAGGGGUCCCACACCAGCUGCUGCCCCCGGAGCCACCCUCACCUGCCAGGGCCCCUGUGCCACCUGCCACCAAGAACAAAGUGGCCAUCACAGUGCCCGCUCCACAGCUUGGGCGCCACCAGCCCCCUCGUGUGGGAGAGGGGAGUUCAUCAGAUGAGGAGUCUGGGGGCACACUCCCCCCUCCAGACUUUCCACCCCCACCACUGCCAGACUCAGCCAUCUUCCUACCCCCCAGCCUGGAUCCUUUGCCAGGGCCAAUGGUCCGGGGCCGCAGUGGGGGUGAGGCUCGAGGCCCACCACCUCCCAAGGCCCAUCCAAGGCCCCCACUGCCCCCCAGCCCUUCACCCACCAGCACCUUCCUGGGAGAAGUAGCCGGUGGAGAUGACCGGUCCUGCUCAGUGCUGCAGAUGGCCAAGACCCUGAGCGAGGUGGAUUAUGCUCCUGCGGGGCCCGGACGCUCAGCACUCCUCCCAAGCCCCCUGGAGCUGCAGCCACCCCGGGGACUGCCCUCGGACUAUGGCCGGCCCCUCAGCUUCCCUCCGCCCCGCAUCCGAGAGAGCAUUCAGGAGGACCUGGCGGAGGAGGCUCCGUGCCCGCAGGGCGGGCGGGCCGGCGGGCUGGGCGAGGCGGGCAUGGGUGCCUGGCUGCGGGCCAUCGGCUUGGAGCGCUAUGAGGAGGGCCUGGUGCACAAUGGCUGGGACGACCUGGAGUUUCUCAGUGACAUCACCGAGGAGGACCUGGAGGAAGCUGGGGUGCAGGACCCGGCUCACAAGCGCCUCCUUCUGGACACCUUGCAGCUUAGCAAGUGAUCUCGGAGGCACCUCAAAGCUGCGACGAACUCAGCGCCUCUCCCCACCCUCGGAAGGCCCAGCUAUCGCCCCAGGGUUGGAAAGUUCUAAGGGGCGGGGCAGUCCCUCUCUGCCUAUUUAUUGGGGAUCUGCCUUCCCCACUGCCCAAUUACUUGGAAUGCCCUAAUGAGAGUAUCCUGCCCCGCCCCUUUAAGGGCCACGGCUGCGGAGGUCAGUUGCCAUGGUUACCAAGGACCCUGGUUACUCUGGUGCUGUUCUCCUUUUCUGGACACCCCCCCCAGCCCCAAGGGUGUCCGUGGGGGUCCAGCUGGGUACGUCUGGGCCCCCACUUUCAGCGCUGUUUUUGCUGCCCUCUGCAGGGCCUGAACUACAGGGGAGGAGUUCUGCUAGGACCUCCCGAAACCCCCACUGAGGGGUGUCCGUCCGGAAAUGAAGGAAUAGCCCUAGGACCGGGCUGGGGUUUAUUUAAGCUUUUCUGUGUGGGUUUGGGGAGGGAGGGCAUCUUAAUAUUAUUGGGAUCGUUGGGUGGGCAGAAUAUUGGCCAUAAAGUGCCAGUUUGCUUAGUUCUUACGGUCUCCUGGUCUAUACUGCCCUGCACUGGGGAUGCAGCGGCCGGGGGUCGGGGUUCCUUGUUGUAACGGGGACAGGGUUCUUGCAGGCAGCCUAUCCCCACCUUGGGCACUCAGAAGGGUUGCCGGUGUGAUGUCUUCAAUAAAUUAAGUUUUAUUUGGAUUGAGCAAAA